Molecule: messenger RNA, 975 nt
Organism: Peniophora sp. CBMAI 1063
Lineage: Eukaryota; Fungi; Basidiomycota; Agaricomycetes; Russulales; Peniophoraceae
Source: the annotation of a GenBank genome assembly
AUGCCUAACAAGUCCAAGUUCUCGAUUGAUUACUUCUCUGCGUUGGACGGUCUGACACAGGUCUUCCUCGUCGGGUCAACAAGAUUCGUGUUCUUGUCCUCGGUAUUUGGUGAAGAGUGGACCGUACGGCUCGGACUUGUUGGAGACGGGCGCUGGUAUGAGGGUGUAUGGAACGCGGAGGAUGUCUCAGCCUUCGCGUCUGCAGCGGGCCAAGACACUUCAGAGAAGCCCAUGCGCGCUCUGUGUGAGAAGCUGAGGCUCACUAUUGAGAAGGGUGAUCUCGGGAUCGACCAUUGGGAUCCCUCGGCGUCUAGGGCGAAAGAGAUGGAAUUCCUCAUCAGCCCGAAGGCGAAGUAUCCCAUUGCUAUUCCUCUACGGCAGAUGAGCGUAUCCGAAGCUUCUCGCUUCACUGUGAACUACAUCACGAAGUUCGCAGAGUCUACCAGAUUUGGCGACCUCAGUUUUGCCGCUGCCGCUGAUACGGAACGUACGCCUAAGGCGCCUGGUACCGGGCACAAGCGCCGCCGUUCGCCGUCGCCGACCCGGAACUCGCAGUACGUACCCACAGAUGAAAGCGGUUCGUCCGCCCCUCCAACGCCCAAGAAGCCGCGCCGGCCCGACACGAGGCCCUUGCAAGCGCAUCCGACUCUCAAGUACCAUCACACCAGUACGGGGUCUAAGGGCUCCAAAGUUAAGAGCAGAGAACUGAACAAAGAUGAACGCCAUGAACUGGAGGAGGUCAAACGCGCACUUCAACGCGAGAGAACCUAUAGGGAGGAAGCCGAGAAGCGCCACCGUGCCCGAGAGGCCGAGCUGCUCGCUGCGGAUCGUUUGGCAGGCGGGUCCAUUGACAGGCUGAGGAGCCAAACGUUGGUACCGGCGGUACCUCGAAGACCGGGUGCAUCGUUGGCAAAUCCGAACCAAAGGGCAAGGAAAUUUCAGAAACCAGAGUUUGCUGAUUCAGAUAGCGAUUGA